This is a messenger RNA of Triticum turgidum subsp. durum (durum wheat), 1140 nucleotides long. Lineage: Eukaryota; Viridiplantae; Streptophyta; Magnoliopsida; Poales; Poaceae. The record is from the annotation of a GenBank genome assembly.
AUGGGGGAGGUGGCGGCGACGACCGCAGGAGACGGCGACGGGGCGGCGAUGAGGAGGGCCGUGAGGCGGCUGAGCCUCGGCGCCGCGUCGGAGGUGGAGAGGGCGGAAGCGGCCGGGGAGGUCGGGAGGCUGGCGCGGUCGGACGAGCGGACCAAGCGCGCCCUCCCGGAGCUCGGCGUCGUGCCGCCGCUCGUGUCCAUGCUCGCGGACGCCGGGGCAGGCGCCGGUGCACGUCUGGCCGCCGCGCGGGCGCUGCUCGAGCUCGCCAGAGGCACCCACAGAAACAAGGUGCACAUAGUGAAGGCCGGCCUUCUCAAGAAGCUGCCGAAGCUCAUGGACCUGUCAACAAGCCACGACCUCGCGCUCCUCCUCCUCUCCGUCUCCUCGCUGGCCAACACCGACUUCCCGCUCUCCACGGCCGACCUCCUCCCGUUCCUCGUCGCAACGCUCGGCGCCGCCGACGUCCCGGCCGACACGAGGCUGGCGUGCCUGGCCGCGCUCCGCAACCUCUCCGCCAAGCUCGAGCACGUCCGGGCCGUGGUCACCAGCGGCGCCGUGCGCGCGCUCCUGGCGCCCUCCCUGAUGGAGCAUACGGAGACGACAGCGGAGGCGGCGAUGGCUGUCCUCGCCGACGUGGCGGCGGCGAGCGCGGCGGGGAGGCGGGAGAUGGCGGAGGACGAGGAGGCGCCCAGGGCGCUGGUGGAGGCCAUGGCGCGGCACGAGAGCGCGGGGUGCCAGGAGCACGCGACGUACCUGGUCAUGGCGCUCGCGCACGGCGGCGGCGGCGGCCGCGCGCUGCUGCGGCGGAUGCGCCAGCUCGGCGCCGUGCAGGCGCUCCUCGAGGUGUCGCUGCUCGGGAGCCCCCUCGCGCGGAGCAGGGCGGCCAAGAUCCUUCAGUGGUUCAAGGACGACGGGCAGGACCGGAUCAGGGCGCACUCCGGCCCGCGCAUGGAAGCGUGCCAUGGCAACGACGGUGGUGCCGACGGGACGAAGGCUUGCCGGAGCGCCGUGGACAGGAUAGUGAAGCAGAGCCUGGACAUGAACAUGAGGUCCAUCAUGCGGCGAGCCACGGCGUCCGUGGACAUGACCAACGCCAAGCAGCUAGUGGCCAGCUCUAGCUCCAAGAGCCUGCCUUGCUGA